Molecule: messenger RNA, 1658 nt
Organism: Hibiscus syriacus
Lineage: Eukaryota; Viridiplantae; Streptophyta; Magnoliopsida; Malvales; Malvaceae
Product: cell division control protein 6 homolog B-like
Exons: 16
Coding region: 82-1587 (501 amino acids)
Biological process (GO): mitotic DNA replication checkpoint signaling; cell division; DNA replication initiation
Cellular component (GO): nucleus
Molecular function (GO): ATP hydrolysis activity; DNA replication origin binding
Source: RefSeq, a predicted model, not a curated record
CAAUAUUGUCCCAAUCGCCAAUCCAAUCCAACCCCAUUUUUUUUGUUCCAGUUUGUCUAAAUCCGUGAAAAAAGUUUAACAAUGCCUGCAAUUGCAGAUCGCAACUCGUCUCCCUUCAAGGGGAUGUCGGUCGGAUCCAACGGCUGUUGUACUCCUCAGAAACGAAGGUUAAGGUCCGACACGACGGCGGACAAACAGAGUCUGGUUUCAACGCCGAUGAAACUCAAAUCGCCUCGCCGUCGCCUAAUUUCAAGUCCAAGCAGCCCUGAAAAUCAAAUGAAGGAAGAUCUGAGCGGUAGACCAGUGAAGAGAUGCUGGGAUCCGAGAGAUGUUGAACAAAUGGGGGCUGUGAAGGAGUCUCUACAUGUUUCAACAGCCCCAUCAACUGUUGUGUGCCGAGAAGAUGAGCAAAAAAGGGUUUUGGAUUUUUGUAAGACGUGUGUUGAACAAGAGAAAGCUGGGAGCUUGUAUGCUUGUGGAUGCCCUGGGACCGGGAAAUCGUUAUCUAUGGAGAAAGUAAAACAACAAGUUAUUGAUUGGGCAGCAGUGGAAGGUUUGCAGCCACCUGCCAUAUUAGCAAUGAAUUGCACUUCUUUAGCAAAUACAUCUCUGAUUUUUAGUAAGAUUCUUGACAUGCACCAAUUGAAGAAGAAAACUACAGGAUCAAUGUCACCUUUACAGCAUUUACAGAAACUAUAUUCUAACAAGCAGGCGUCAUCAGGCUCAAAGAUGAUGUUAAUAAUAAUUGCUGAUGAGUUGGAUUAUUUAAUUACAAGAGAUAGAGCAGUACUUCAUGAUCUUUUCCUGCUUACAACCUUUCCGUUUUCAAGAUGUAUAUUGAUAGGAAUAUCAAAUUCCAUUGAUCUAGCUGAUAGGUUUCUUCCAAGACUUCAGUCAUUGAACUGCAAACCGAUGGUUGUAAACUUCCGUGCUUACUCGAAAGAUCAAAUCCUUUCAAUACUUCAGGAGAGGCUCUUGGUACUUCCAUAUAUUGUCUUCCACCAGAAGGCAUUAGAACUUUGUGCCAGAAAAGUUGCAGCUGCAUCUGGGGAUAUGCGGAAAGCUCUUUCUGUUUGUAGGAGUGCGGUGGAAAUUCUUGAGGCAGAAUUAAGGGAAACUGCAAGCGGGGUCAGUUUGACAUCAGUAGAGGGGGGGUUCAUCAGUCCACAGACGCCUCCUGCUCAUGAAGUCUUACCAUCACAAGAAAAUAAUACAGUGAGGAUUGAUCAUAUGGCUCUUGCAUUGUCAAAGACAUUCAGAUCACCUAUAGUUGACACUGUACAGUGUCUUCCUCAACAUCAGCAAAUUAUGCUUUGCUCUGCGGUGAAGUAUUUCCGUGGUGGAAAGAAGGAUACAACUGUUGGGGAGCUAAAUAAAUCUUACAUUGACACUUGUAAAUCAGCAUUGAUCCCACCAGUUGGAAUUUCAGAAUUUUCAAGUCUGUGCAGAGUGCUAAAUGACCAGGGGAUUUUUAAACUGGGUCAGUCUCGUGAUGAUAAGUUCAAAAGGGUAACGCUAAAAGUUGAUGAAGCCGACAUCUCCUUUGCUUUGCAGGGUGUUCGUUUAUUUCGGAAUUGUCUGCAGUAAUUUUUGCACAAUCGCUUGAUGAAUUGUGAUAGCUUGAUAGGGUGGCUGUCUCUGCCUGCUCGAUUCAUUAA